UCUUCCUCCUCCUCCUCUUCCUCCCCUCCCCUCCCCCAUGGGCCCCCCCGGCCCCGCCUCGCAGCUUCUGCCCCCGCUCGUUCUGGCGCUCGCAGGGGCGUCCCACGGCCCGUUCUGGGUGCGGUCGUGGCCGCGCGUGGCCGUGGUGCCGUUCGGGGGCUCGGCCACCAUCAACUGCAGCCGCAGCCCGUGCGUGGGGGGUCGCGCGUGGCUGCGCCUCGACACCGCCCUGGGCGCCACCCCCGGGCCCGGGGGGCUCCUGUGGCAAAGCUUCCGGAUCGGGAACGUGUCGCGAUGGAGACCCCGCGAUGUCACCUGCGCCGGCAGCUGCGGCGACAGCGAGGCCACCGCCAGCAGCGCCAUCGUGGUGUAUCAGCCGCCCCGCGAGGUCACCCUGGACCCCAUCCCCCCCCUGGCCGUGGGUGACAGCCACGCCCUGCGCUGCCGCGUGCUGGAGGUGGCGCCUGUCGCCAACCUGACGGUGACGCUGCGCCGCGGCGCCGACACGCUGCGCACCGCGACAUUCGGCGACAGCGAGGGCAGCGCCAGCGUGGCCGUCACCCACCCGCUCACGGUCACGCGUGGCGACCACGGGCAGCGCGUCACCUGCCACGCCGAGCUGUCGCUGCGGCCCCACGGGCCCCUGUUCGCCCGCGCCGCCGCCCCCGAGACGCUCUCGGUGUUCGCCCUCCCCUCCCCCCCCCUCCUCCAAGCCCCGCCCAUCCUCGAGCUCGGCGCCUCUGCCAACGUCACCUGCCGCGUGCUCGGCGCCUUCCCUGUCGGCGACACCCGCGUCACCGCCGCGCUGGGCGGCCGCCCCCUGCCUGUCGCGACAGCGCUGGCGCCCGGCGACACGGUGACAGCCAGCGCCGAGCUGCGGCCGCAGAGCGAGGGCGAGCUCGAGCUCACCUGCACCGCCCAGGUGGCCACGGUGGCCAAAACGGCGAGGAGGAAACUGCGGGUUUACAGAUUCCCCGAGCCCCGGCUGGAGGUGAGGCCGGUGGAGGCGGCGGCGGGGGAGGAGGUGACGGUGACGUGCGGAGUGGGGGCACCGGGCCCCGCCCGGGUGCGGCUGCAGCUCCGCGAUGCCCGCGGGGCGCUGCUGGCCGAGGGCUCCGAGCCGCGGCUGCAGCUCCGCUUGGUGGCCCGGGGGCGCGACCACGGUCGCCAAAUGGUGUGCGGGGCUCGCCUGGCCGUGGGCGACACCGAGGUGACAAAGGAGGCGGCGGCGCGGCUGGCGGUGCUCUACCCCCCCGAGUUCCCGCCCGGCUCCUGCCCCUCCAGCCGCACGUGGCUCCGCGGCUCCCGCCGCUCCCUGUCCUGCCUGGCCACCGGCAACCCCUCCCCCACCGUGGCCUGCGGCCACCGCGGCCGCCCCGUGGCCACCACGGAGCCCUUGGUGGUCACCCGGGCGCUGGCCGGGACCUACGAGUGCAAGGCCACCAACGCCUUGGGGACGCGGAGCCGGCGCGUCACCGUGCGCGUGGAGCGCGGACCCACCAUGUCCGAGUCGCGGUGUCCGGCGCGCCGGGUGUGGGUGGAGGGACAGCGGUGGCAGCUGGAGUGCGGCGCCGACGGGGAGCCGGAGCCCAGCACGCGGUGCGAGCGCCAGGGCGGGGCGAGAGCGGGCGGCGGGCAAGAUGGCGGCGGUCAUUAUGGCAUUCAAGAUGGCGGCGGUCAAGAUGGCGGCACCUAUGGUGACAUUCAAGAUGGCGGCGCUAAUUAUGGCAUUCAAGAUGGCGGCGGUCAAGAUGGCGGCACCUAUGGUGACAUUCAAGAUGGUGGCGCUCAUUAUGGCAUUCAAGAUGGCGGCGGUCAAGAUGGCGGCGCUCAUUAUGGCAUUCAAGAUGGCGGCGGUCAAGAUGGCGGCACCUAUGGUGACAUUCAAGAUGGCGGCGCUCAUUAUGGCAUUAAAAAUGGCGGCGGUCAAGAUGGCGGCAUUCGUGGUGGGAUUAAAGAUGGCGGCACUCAUGAUGGCAGCACUCAUUAUGGCAUUAAAGAUGGUGGCAGUCAAGAUGGCGGAACUCAUGGUGAUAUUCAAGAUGGCAGAACUCAUUAUGGCACUCAAGAUGGCGGCAUUCAUGGUGGGAUUCAAGAUGGCGGCACUCAUGGUGACAUUCAAGAUGGCGGCAGUCAAGAUGGCAGCACUCAUUAUGGCAUUAAAGAUGGCGGCAGUCAAGAUGGCAGCGUUCAUGGUGGUAUUCAAGAUGGCGGCACUCAAGAUGGCGGCACUCGUGGUGGGAUUCAAGAUGGCGGCACUCAAGAUGGCGGCACCCAUGGUGGUAACCACGGAAUAACUCAUGGUGGAACUCAUGGAGGCGUUCAAGAUGGCGGCACUGAUGAUGUCAUUCAAGAUGGCGGCACUCAUGGUGGCACUCGAGUUGGUCACACUCAUGGCGACACACACGGCGGCACCCGUGGCACUCAAGAUGGCGGCACUCGUGGUGUCACCCAUGGGAUAACUCAUGGUGACACUCAAGAUGGUGGCACUCGUGGUGGCACUCGUGGUGGCACUCGUGGCAUUCAAGAUGGCGGCACUCAUGGUGACACUCAUGGUGGCAUUCAAGAUGGUAGGACUCAUGGUGAAACUCGUGGCACUCAUGGUGGCACACAAGGUGGCACUCAAGAUGGCGGCAACCAAAAUGGUGGCACCCAUGGCACUCAAGAUGGCGGCACUCGUGAUGUCACCCAUGGGAUAACUCAUGGUGGAACUCGUGGCACUCGUGGCGGCACUUACAGCGGCAUUCAAGAUGGCGGCAAUCAAAAUGGCAGCGUCCAUAGUGGGAUUCAAGAUGGCGGCGCCCAUGGUGGGAUUCAAGAUGGCGGCGCCCAUGGUGGGAUUCAAGAUGGCCGCCUGGUGACGCGAGCCGACGGCGGCCGCUACGUCUGCAGGGCCACCAACCGGCACGGGGUGGCCACCAGGAGCGUGCUGGUCACCGUGGAGUACCCCCCCGCGCUCCCCGAGCUCGGUUGCCCCGCUCGCCACCGGUGGCUCGAGGGGACCCCGGCCCGGCUGCGCUGCGAGGCCACCGGGAACCCCCCGCCCGUGGUCACCUGCGCGCGUAUCGCCGACUAUCGCGACAGUAACGCCGACUAUCGCGACAACUACCGCGAUUACCGCGACAAUUACCGCGAUUACCGCGACAAUUACCGCGAUUACCGCGACAAUUACCGCGAUUAUCGCGAUUAUCGCGACUAUUACCGCGACUAUCGCGACAUGCACAACGCUACGGAGCUGGGGGACGGCGCCGCCAACGUCACCCGAGGCCACGCGGGCACCUACGAGUGCCGGGCGAGCAACGCGCACGGCUGGGCGAGCAAAAACGUCAGCGUGGCUGUGGAGUACCCGCCCUCCUCCGUCACCCUCCGCGUGCUCCCGUCCCCCCGCGUGGCGCCGGGCGCGGAUUUCUCGGUGUCGUGCGGGGCCGGGGGGGUCCCGCGGCCGCGGUUCCGGUGGGCGCUGCCCCCCGCCCCCAACGCGCGCUGGGCCCGCGGCAACCGCUCCGUGCUGGUCACGGCGGCGAGCGCGGCCAACGCGGGCGAGUAUCGGUGCCGGGCGGGCAACCGGCACGGCGGGGCCGAGGCCAGCGUGGAGGUCACGGUCACCGAGCCGUGGCCGCUGUCCCCGGGCUCGCUGCUGUCGCUGGGGCUCCUGGUGCCGUGGCCGCUGUCCCCGGGCUCGCUGCUGUCGCUGGGGCUCCUGGUGGCCACCCUGGGGCUGUUGGUGGCCACCGGCUGCUUCCUGAAGAGCCGGGCGGGGACCAAGGGCGAGUACAACGUGAGCGAGGCCGAGGGGAGCCGGGGCAGGGGCGGGGACUGGGGGAUCCCCCUGGGAACACCUGAGAAAAAAUAA
Molecule: messenger RNA, 3853 nt
Organism: Oenanthe melanoleuca
Lineage: Eukaryota; Metazoa; Chordata; Aves; Passeriformes; Muscicapidae
Product: intercellular adhesion molecule 5-like
Exons: 13
Coding region: 38-3853 (1271 amino acids)
Biological process (GO): cell-cell adhesion
Cellular component (GO): membrane
Molecular function (GO): integrin binding
Source: RefSeq, a predicted model, not a curated record